AGGCUUGCGCUGUUGCGCAAUUCAUUCUUCUUUCCAGACCUUCAUCGACAAAGGGAAAUCAUGAGUGCGCCCAUGCCUCCCCCCGCUGCCCCCGCGCAGCAUGAUGUCGUGGUCGAUAUGCCUCCGACCGAGAAGCUCGCGUCAUCAGACGAUGGCGGCGCGCAGUCUUCAACGGCUGGGCUGAGCGGCGCCGAAAAGGAAAUUGUUGAGAGGCAGACUGCGGCGCCCAAUGAGAAGGUUGGCUAUUUUGCUCUGUUUCGUUACGCGGAUUCGAGGGAUAUUGCCAUCAUGGCGGUAGCGACGCUGGCAAGCGUCGUUGCGGGGGCGUGCUUGCCUUUGAUGACGCUUGUAUAUGGUAAUUUCGCGGGCAGCUUCACCAGCUUCUCGGUCGAUUCUUCGGCCAAGGAUGCGUUUCGCGAUCGGACGAAUCAGUUUACGCUGUAUUUUGUGUAUCUUGGAAUCGGGUCCUUUGUAUCAGUAUACAUGGGCAUGGUUGGCUUCUCAUACACGGGCGAGAGGAUCACUCAAAAGAUCCGAGAGCUCUAUCUCCGCGCCAUUUUCCGUCAGAAUAUCGCCUUUUUCGAUUUCCUUGGCUCAGGAGAGGUCACUACGCGCAUCAGUUCCGACAUGGUCCAGGUGCAAGAUGGUAUUGGCCAGAAAAUCUCGCUUUUCAUCUCUGGAAUUGCCAUGUUCUUCGCUGCUCUCAUUGUGGGCUUCAUAAGAGGCUGGAAACUGACACUCAUCAUGCUGUCCGCGACGGUUGCGCUGGUCUUGAUGAUGGGUUUCAAUGGUCGCAAUAUGCGAGCCAACCAGGUCAAGGCUGUAGAUGAGUUUGCAACGGCCGGUACACUUGCAGAGGAAGUCAUUUCCUCCGCGCGCAACGUCACCGCGUAUGGCACCCAGAAACGCCUUCAAGCCAAGUACAAAGGUUACCUCACCCGCGCUGCCAAGUGGGAUUUCAUGUCAAAAUUUUGGCUCUCGUCAAUGAUUGCUGGCAUGAUGGGAGUCAUCAACCUUCAGUACGCUCUCGCAUUCUGGCAAGGUAACCGCUUUCUGAAGAGCGGAGAGCUCGGCGUUGCCAAUAUCCUCACCAUUGUUAUGUCUGCCAUGGUCGCCGGUAUCUCGAUCGGCAACAACUUACCGCACAUCCAAGCUUUCGGUGGUGCUGUCGCAGCUGCAACCAAGGUCUUCAAUACAAUCGAGCGCGAUUCACCCAUCAACCCUGAGACAGAAGAAGGAGAGAAACCAUCCGAGUUCAUCGGAAACAUCGAAUUCAGAGGCAUCAAGCACAUCUAUCCCUCACGACCCGAUACUACCGUAGUUGAAGACUUUAAUCUCACGAUCGAACCUGGGAAGAUGGUGGCACUUGUUGGCGCAUCGGGCUCUGGCAAGUCGACCAUGUUUGGCCUUUUAGAACGUUUUUAUCUUCCCAUGUCUGGUCAGGUCUUCCUUGACGGGAGAGACAUCAGUACACUGAAUCUGAGGUGGCUGAGAAGACAGAUGGCUCUUGUUAGCCAGGAACCCAUUUUGUUCAGCAUCACAAUCUUCGAAAGCAUAGCUCAUGGAUUGGUCGGCACAGAAUUUGAACAUGCCGCCGAAGACGUCAAAGUGGGUCUGAUCGAGCAGGCUGCCAAAAUUGCGAAUGCGUACGACUUCAUCAUGGAUCUACCCGAGAAAUUUCAGACUAAAGUAGGUGAGCGCGGUAACCUUCUAUCUGGAGGGCAAAAGCAGCGCAUUGCCAUUGCUCGAGCUGUAGUGUCCGAUCCCAAGAUUCUACUUCUGGAUGAGGCUACCGCUGCUCUUGAUACAAGAUCAGAGAAGGUCGUGCAAGAAGCGCUUGACAAAGCAUCCAAGGGCCGUACAACCAUCGCCAUCGCUCAUCGCCUCUCAACGAUCCGCAACGCCGACAAAAUUGUCGUCAUGGCGAAGGGCAAGAUCGUUGAACAAGGGACGCACGACCAGUUGAUAGCGAUGCAAGGGGUGUAUCAAAGUCUCGUUCAAGCCCAAGAGCUCAGCUCCAAGAUUCAGCCCCAGAAUGAGAUGACGGACUCUACAAUCACCAAUGAAAAGGGCGAGGUGGUGAUCGAAAAGGAGAAGCUCGGUCUUACCCGUACCGUAACGUCCAAAGCCGCCUCCAUCGUCGCCUCGAACAAAGACGGCAAAGAACAAGAGUAUGGUACAUUCGCACUGCUCAAGUUUGCAUGGUCACUUAACCGCGGAGAGCAUAAUCAGAUGCUUAUCGGGUUCGGAUUUUGCAUAAUUGCGGGUGCUGCCCCGGCCAUCCAGGCUAUAUUUCUCGGCAACUCAAUCAACAGCUUUUUCAUGCCGCAAACCUCAACUGGAGGGAAGGGUUCGGGCUUCUGGUGCUGGAUGUUUUUCAUGCUGGGGUUUGCAGUUUAUCUUGCGUACUUUGGACAGGGACUUACCCUCAGUAAAGCGUCUUCCAAAUUGGUUGCAGAAGUUCGCGAGCAAGCGUUCAGUGCCAUUCUUCGACAGGACAUCGAAUUCUUCGACGGCGACUCGGUGACAUCGGGUGCCUUGGCAAACUUCCUGUCAACCGAAGCAAACCGUCUUGCAGGUCUCAGCGGUGCAACACUCGGGACAAUUCUUACUGCCAUCGCCACGGUCAUCAUUUCCGUCGCAGUCAGUUUAGUCUUCGGGUGGAAACUCGCCUUGGUCUGCACAUCAACCAUUCCGCUCAUGAUCGGCUGCGGGUACUUCCGUUUCCGCGCUCUUACACGCAUGGAAAAGCGCACAAAAGAAUCUACCGACGCUGCCUCGUUCGCUUGCGAAGCUGCAUCCUCCAUCCGCACAGUCGCCUCCCUGUCUUUAGAGUCUCACCUCCUGGAGACAUAUCACGAGAAGCUUUUGGCGCAAGCCAAGGGUAAUCUCCGGUUCAUGAAUGUCUCUUCUGCUCUGUACGCCAUGUCUCAAGGUCUCUCUAUGUGGAUCAUCGCCCUCGUAUUCUGGUAUGGUGGUGGUCUGAUGCUCAACAUGGAGUACACUGUUCUCCAAUUCUUCAUCGUCUACAGCGCUAUCAUCAACGGCUCGCAAUCCGCCGGCGCCGUCUUCUCCUUUGCACCCGAUAUGGGAGAGGCUAGACACGCAGCGACGACUUUGAAGUCAUUCAUGGAGCGCGUCCCUAAGAUUGAUAACUGGAGCCCAGAAGGCAAGCAAAUCGACCGUCUCGUCGGCAGAAUCGAGCUCCAAUCCGUCCGCUUCAACUACCCCGGUCGAGCCGAUCACAAAGUCCUUCGCGGCAUCAAUCUUGUUGCCGAACCGGGUCAAUUUGUGGCGCUGGUAGGUGCCAGCGGGAGCGGGAAAUCUACCAUCAUGGCGCUGCUGGAGCGGUUCUACGACCCCGCCGCCGGCGCGGUGCUAGUCGAUGAUGUAGAGCUCAAGGACUACAACAUCCAAUCGUACCGCUCUCAACUCGCCAUUGUCAGUCAGGAAACCACACUAUACACUGGGACUAUCCGCGAGAAUAUCCUUGCAGACAAAGAGGAUGUUAGCGAUGCGGAUAUUGAGCAGGCGUGUAAAGAUGCCAAUAUCUACGAAUUUAUCGUUAGUCUGCCGGAAGGUUUCAACACGCUCGUCGGCGCAAAAGGUGCCCUCCUCUCCGGCGGCCAACGCCAACGCCUCGCCAUCGCAAAAGCCCUCCUCCGCGACCCAAAGAUCCUCCUCCUCGACGAAGCAACAUCAGCACUUGACUCCACCUCCGAACGCGUCGUCCAAUCCGCACUCGACAAGGCCGCAAAAGGCCGCACCACCAUCGCCAUCGCGCACCGUCUUUCCACCAUCCAGGCCGCCGAUGUCAUCUAUGUGUUUGAUCAGGGGAAAAUUGUGGAGCAAGGACGACAUGACGAGUUGAUGGGGAAGAAGGGGGUUUAUUGGGAGUUGGCCAGGUUGCAGAGUAUGGGCGCGCCGCAAUAAUACCCCCCUUUCUUCUUCUUUUUCUUUCUUUUCUUGAAAAGCUUUCAACAUUACCGUUUUUAUAAUUUUGUUUCUCCUCUGCGUCAUUGUUCUGC
Molecule: messenger RNA, 4028 nt
Organism: Periconia digitata
Lineage: Eukaryota; Fungi; Ascomycota; Dothideomycetes; Pleosporales; Periconiaceae
Source: the annotation of a GenBank genome assembly